AUGGCCAGCGACGAGGCAAUCAGACCGAUCGACAUCGCAUCCGAAGGGUCCGUAGACAAGUUUAAGAACGAGGUGAUGGUUACCGCUACUGCUAUCGAAUCGUCCGACUCUCCCAAGCAGCGUCCUACCAUCCAACUAAAGGGCCGCCGAAGAACAUCUUCCUCUUCGGGCUCACCAGAGCAAACGAAUGCAUAUACUGAGAACACCGAUGAUUCUCUCACACAGAUCGGCAACCUCAUCAAGAAGAUCCAUGGCUUUUCCAUUAUUACCCGUCACGCACUUUACGUGCUGCCAGUAGCGACACUUCUGGUCAUACCUCUUGCACUUUUCGAUACUGUGUACAAGGAUGCCCGGGCAGGCAAUAUCCGACUCCUCGGUCUAAUUAUCUGGCUAGAGGUCGUCUGGGUCGGUCUCUGGGUCUGCAAGCUGCUUGCGAAAGUGCUUCCUGUGGUCUUCCAGGCCGCAUGUGGACUAGUCAGUACCGGCAUCAGAAAGUACUCGCUUGUACUCAUGGCUCUUAAGAUUCCACUGAGCUUGUUCCUCUCUUCCAUUGCAAAUUGGGUCACUCUCCCUGUCAUCUGCUCUUUCGAUCAGGGCCACUGUGGUGAGAAAUGGGUGACGACACUCCACACUGUCUGUCUUGCCACCAUCGCUGUCUCUGCCGUCUUCUUAGUCGAGAAAUUCUUCGUACAACUCAUCAGUAUCAACUAUCACCGCAAACAACACGACAGAAAGAUCAGGGACUCCAAGAGAUUGGACAUUAUGUACGAAGCUUCUCGUCAGCUAUCACCACCAUUUUCUCGCGAGUUUGCUGAUCUCGACUACGACAUCUUCUACCCCGACACUUCAGGGAUCAAGAAGAAGCUUGGUCAAGCAGGCAUUCGCACUACUGUCAUCAACGACAUCGGACGAGCAAGGGACAAAGUCACAUCAGCAUUCGGUAACAUCGCGUCGGAAAUCUCUGGCAAGGCCAUCUUCAAUCCAAAUUCCGCACACUCCAUUGUCAUCGGAGCACUGGAGACUCGUCGCGCGUCCAAAGCAUUGGCACGUCGUCUUUGGCUGAGCUUCGUACCUGAAGGUAAAGAUGUGCUGCUUGUCCAAGACAUUCGCGACGUCCUCGGACCUAGUCAAGCUGAAGAGGCAGACGAGAUCUUUAAUGCCCUCGACAAGGACUGCAAUGGCGACGUUAGUCUGGACGAGAUGAUCAUGCUUGUCAUGGAAGUCGGUCUGGAACGCAAGAAUCGAGCUUCUAGUAUGCACGACAUCAGUCAAGCGAUUGGAGUCCUCGAUCGUAUGCUCGUUGUUGUCGUCUUCAUCGCUAUUGCUUUCAUCUACGCCGCUUUGUUCAGCAAGACACUGGCUACAAAGACGGCUCAACUUUGGUCUGUACAUACUGGCCUGGCGUUCGCAAUCGGAGGUACAGUGACUGAAUUCCUCAGCUGCUGCAUCUAUCUCUUCGUCAAGCACCCUUACGAUGUCGGCGACCGCGUCGAUAUCGACAAGACUGAGCUCACCGUCGAGCACAUCUCCCUCAUGUAUAGUGUCUUCCGCCGCGUUGAUAACGACAAGACCGUCCAGAUCUCUCACAUUGUCGCAAACGGCCACUGGAUCGAGAAUGUGUCUCGAAGCAAGGCCAUGAAGGAACGCAUCACUCUGGACGUCUCCGCAGCAACGAAAUCGGCAGAUCUCAACGCCCUACGUGUCGAGCUGGAAGUAUUUGUGAGAGCUCCUGACAAUGCUCGAGAUUACCAACCGGUCUUGAUGCUGAAGUCGUUGGUGUCGGCAAUCUCAAUCAUCUUGAACUUAUGA
Aureobasidium subglaciale EXF-2481 is the source of this 1809-nucleotide messenger RNA. RefSeq lists its product as uncharacterized. The coding region runs from base 1 to 1809 and encodes 602 amino acids. Gene Ontology annotation, molecular function: calcium channel activity; calcium ion binding. The transcript has a single exon. Gene Ontology annotation, cellular component: membrane. The record is from RefSeq and is a predicted model, not a curated record. Lineage: Eukaryota; Fungi; Ascomycota; Dothideomycetes; Dothideales; Saccotheciaceae. Gene Ontology annotation, biological process: intracellular calcium ion homeostasis; calcium ion transmembrane transport.